CAUUUUAACCCCGCCCCCAGCGUCGAGCGGACCCUGACGUAGUCACUCCUGGGUAGCAACAGUUGCCUUGAGACCCCGUCGCGCCAUAGUGACUGUAGCCGUGGAGACAGUUACUUACCAACGGGGAGCAACACUCAGCAACCGCAGCAGCAGCAGCAUCUGGAGGUGACGGGGAGAGUGAUAAGACACAGGCACAACUUUCCUCCAAACUAAGCAGCAUGCAGAGCUCAGAGGGCGGGUCCGACACUUCCCCCAGCGUGGCGGCCCUGCGGACGUCAUCAUCAGCCCAGGCCCCUGUGGUACAGCCCGUCCCAGCCUCCCAGCAGAGGGCGCUGGUACAAGCCACAGGCUCAGUUCAGAAGGGUGGACAAGUACAGCAGCUUUCAGUAUCCAGGGGUCAACAGGUGCCUCAGCAGGUGCAGCAAUCACAACAUGUGUAUCCAUCCCAGGUGCACUAUGUAGGGGAAGGUGGAGAGGCAGUUUACACUAAUGGAACAAUUCGCACAGCCUACUACAACCCAGAGGCUCAGUUGUACGGUCAGAGCAGUGGGGGAUCGUACUUUGACUCGCAGGCGGGUGGUGCUCAUGUUGCCACGGUGGUCUCCUCUGCCAGUGGUGGGGUGCCACCCCAUAGCAUGGUGGGCAUUGCCAUGGACGUAAGCAGCAGCCAUAUCAUCUCUAGCGGCAGCACCUAUUUGAUCCAUGGAGGAAACAUGGAGGGAAGUCGCAACCAUAUAUCUCACUCAUCUCGCUCCUCUUCAGCUAUGCUUGAAAUGGCGAUUGAAAACCUCCAAAAGUCUGAAGGAAUUGCAAGUCACAAAAGCAGCCUGCUCAACAGCCAUCUCCAGUGGCUGCUGGACAACUACGAGACUGCAGAGGGGGUGAGCCUGCCCCGGUGCUCCCUCUAUAACCAUUACUUGCGGCAUUGCCAGGAACAGAAACUCGAUCCCGUCAAUGCAGCCUCCUUUGGCAAGCUUAUCCGCUCCGUCUUCAUGGGCCUCAGGACCCGCCGCCUCGGAACCAGGGGAAACUCAAAGUAUCAUUAUUACGGCAUCCGGGUGAAGCCAGAUUCUCCACUAAACCGGCUGCAGGAAGACACCCAGUACAUGGCCAUGAGGCAGCAGCCUGUCCACCAGAAGCAAAGGUUCAAACCUCUGCAGAAGGUGGAUGGAAUGUCCGACAACCUUUGUGUAAGUUCCCACUGCAACAACACUCCGGAGCAAUCUGUAGCAGCUCAGAGCCAGCACCAUCAGCAGUACAUCGACACAUCCCACAGCUUGCCUGAGUUUCCAACUCCUGAAGUGGGCAAUCAGCCUCCGCCCGAGCACAUCAGUAUGAACGAUAUCAAGAAGCUGCAGACGCUCUACAGAGACCACUGCGAGGCUACUCUGGAUGUGGUCAUGAACCUCCAGUUCCACUACAUUGAAAAACUCUGGCAGACUUUUUGGUACUCAACACCGCCAUCUAGUGAGGGAAGCACCACCAUACCCAACAGUGAUGACGAACUGGACGGCAUGCUGCCCAGAGAGAAGCUAGUGGCUUUGUGUAAAUAUGAACCAGUCCGGUUAUGGAUGAGAAGCUGCGAUCACAUUCUCUACCAGGCCUUGGUGGAGAUCCUCAUCCCGGAUGUGCUGCGUCCUGUUCCCAGCACUCUCACUCAAGCCAUCAGGAACUUCGCCAAGAGUCUGGAGGGAUGGCUGACUAAUGCCAUGACCAGCUUUCCUCAAGAAAUCAUCCACACAAAGGUGGCGGUGGUCAGUGCCUUUGCGCAGACUCUAAGACGUUACACCAGCCUCAACCACCUGGCCCAGGCUGCGCGCGCCGUCCUCCAGAACACCUCGCAGAUCAACCAGAUGCUCUCCGACCUUAACCGGGUGGACUUUGCUAACGUUCAGGAGCAGGCAUCCUGGGUGUGUCAGUGUGAUGAAAGCGUGGUCCAGCGUCUGGAGCAGGACUUUAAAGUCACACUGCAGCAGCAGAGUUCUCUGGACCAGUGGGCCACCUGGCUCGACAACGUUGUCUCUCAGGUCCUCAAGCCCCACCAGGGCAGCCCCAGCUUCCCUAAAGCGGCACGCCAGUUCCUUCUGAAGUGGUCUUUCUACAGCUCCAUGGUGAUCAGAGACCUGACUCUGCGCAGCGCCGCUAGCUUCGGGUCCUUCCACCUGAUCCGCCUGCUGUACGACGAGUACAUGUUCUAUCUGGUGGAACACCGCGUGGCUCAGGCCACCGGGGAGACGCCCAUCGCUGUCAUGGGGGAGUUCAGUGACCUGGGCUCCAUGAUGCCAGCACUCAUGGAGAAAGACGUGUCCUUUUCUGACGAGAUGAGUGACCUGGGCAGCGAGGCGGACGUGUCCCGAAGCGAGCCGGCGGUCAAGAGGGAACGCAUCGAAAUGAGCCACCCUCUGCAGGAGAUGUGAGACGUGACCCCCACCCAAACUACCCCUGAAGCGCUGGUCGGCCCACACUGCAUCCUUCUGCCAUCAGUGUGUGCAAAGUGUACAUUUCUCUCUAUAAAUAGUAGCCAUGAUGUCACGGUAAUAGUGCUGCACACGUCUCGUUUCCUUCCUUCCUUCCUUCCUUCUUUCUUUCUUCAAGUGCAACUGUGAAUGAGUUUGUGCGUUUCUUGUUUUUCCCAAUUCAGACGUGCUUUGUGGUGCUUUAUUGUUCAGUUAGCUGUGCCAUGGUGUCAUUUGAGUGCCUUAGAUCGCUAACUAUCAAACCAUCCCGCCAGAUGUCCACCUGUCCCUCAGCUGUGCCUCGACCGCACGAUGAAUGUAUUGUCUCAGAGCACCUUUAAACAGAGUGUGUGUGUGUGCGUACUCCCUUGUUGCCUCUGCUGCAGCUUGCAGCGAACACAGAAAAACAUGACAAGAUGGAACAUGCAACCCUAUGGACCCAAAGGAGCUUACCCCUCAUUCUAAUGUGCGUUACCGUGGUAACCCGUAGAUGUUUUUACCUCACUAGAUUUCUAUGCCGCGUGGCUCAGACAACAUAAGGCAAGUAUUCCUUGUAUGUAAAUAUUUCCACCGCAGACCUACAAGUAGCAUCCUUAGCGUAAUCCUCUUCAUGUCACCCCCUGCUGAGGCCCCGUUGGAUUAGGUAGAACGCUAACAGGAAGUAUGAGCUUCAUAAAUUAUAUAUUACAUAUAUCUUUAUGACGUGUGUAUGUUUUGUGGCCUUUGCCUCAUUUCUCUGUGUCAGAAAAAGAGUUUUGAUUUGUAACGGAUUCUAGAGUUCUGUGUGUGAUUAAUUUGUUCCCAACCGUUGGAUAUAUAAAGAUCAAAUUGUCCCAAUCCAAUAAUGAAUUAUUCAUUUUCUGUUUGAACCCUCAACCCCCAUUCACCUCUUGUGCUGACUUAUUUAAUGCUUUUUGAGAUGUGUUGCCUUCAAGUGCUUUGGAAAACGUCACGUUCUUUUUCAAUGUUUUGUAUAACUGUUAUAGAUUUUUGGCAUUUUUUUAUGGAAAUAGAUUUGGGUCUUCUUACGAGUAUACCGAAGCCCUAUUUUUGUGUAUUUUUAACCUCCACUUUAUCCAGCCCAAGAACAGACGAUGCUUGUUAUGCUGCAUAAUUCAGCUGUAUUUUGUACUUGGUCACAAUGUGUAAUAAACUGGCGAAA
Molecule: messenger RNA, 3618 nt
Organism: Entelurus aequoreus (snake pipefish)
Lineage: Eukaryota; Metazoa; Chordata; Actinopteri; Syngnathiformes; Syngnathidae
Gene: rfx2
Product: regulatory factor X, 2 (influences HLA class II expression)
Exons: 18
Coding region: 219-2417 (732 amino acids)
Biological process (GO): regulation of transcription by RNA polymerase II
Cellular component (GO): nucleus
Molecular function (GO): RNA polymerase II cis-regulatory region sequence-specific DNA binding; DNA-binding transcription factor activity, RNA polymerase II-specific
Source: RefSeq, a predicted model, not a curated record